GUGUCCUACCUCCCAUCAGUGCACCUACCGUACAACACAAAGCGUCAUUGUGGCCAAUGUCCAACCAGUCCACAUGGGUGGAAUCCUCCCAGGGACCAGGACAUGCCCAGGGUGUCCUACCUCAUGUCAGUGCACCUACCGUAAAAGAAACAUUACAGUGUCCCAGGUCCAACCAGUCCACAUGGGUGGAAUCCUCUCACAGAACAGGACAUGGACAGGGUGUCCUUCCUCAUGUCAGUGCACCUACCGUAAAAGAAACAUUACAGUGGCCCAGGUCCAACCAGUCCACAUGGGCAGAAUCCUCUCAGGGAACAGGACAUGCCCAGGGUGUCCUUCCUCAUGUCAGUGCUGUAGAUAGGACUGUCCUGGAGGCACUGCGGGAGAUCGACCUCAAAAUAGGUUACUUAACAUCACUUGAGUCAUUCAUUGGUGGCCGCCGGAUUCUGCCCCCACAACAGCUUGCAGGCGAAGAAGAGGUUAAUUUUAUUCCUCUAAAUUCAAUUGAAGACCUUGAAAAUAUGGAAGAAAGACUUCAGAACAAUGAACUGAGGCAAAGGAUGAUUAGCAUGCUGUCACUUAGUGGAGGAGCUUCCAUGAUUAUUGUUGUUAUAGAGAUGGGUCUGCUGCUAGAACUCUGUGUGGCAUUCAACUGUUCUCUGAUCUGA
Messenger RNA from Astyanax mexicanus (Mexican tetra), 665 nucleotides. RefSeq lists its product as uncharacterized. The record is from RefSeq and is a predicted model, not a curated record. The coding region runs from base 57 to 665 and encodes 202 amino acids. NCBI's taxonomy places the organism in Eukaryota, Metazoa, Chordata, Actinopteri, Characiformes, Acestrorhamphidae. The transcript is spliced from 7 exons.